AUAACUAUAUAUAUAUAUAUGCGUUGGUAUAACCAAAAACCUUUGCCUCUUCCUAGUAGAACAUUAGAACCUCCAUUGAAGAAAAACCUUCUCUGAGAAUCUUGACAAGAUUCUCUAGCCAAAGGAAACUCAUCUUUGGAUUUUUUGUAAAAACAACUUCUCCCCUCUUAAGAAGUCCAUGGCUUUUGCCUGCACCAACUCCUCCACUCGUUUUCUUAGUCAGCUCGCAGCCAAGAACUCCCCAAGUCUGAGUGUUGAGAGUAAGCAUUUUGUGAUUUCUUGCAGUGGAAGAAACUUGAAGCAAAAUGCUGUGUCUGGUGUAGUCCAGACGACAUUCGAAGUGGGUUUGGACAGCUUGGAAAGUCAAGUAACGAAAAUUCCAAAGCCAAAGGUUUUAGAUGGGAGUAGCAUGGAGCUUGAUAUUGUUUCAGAAAAGGAGUUGAGAGAGAAGGGUUUUCUGGGGUUGAGGAAGACUAAGCUGGUUUGUACUAUUGGACCAGCUAGUUGUUCUUUGGAGGAAUUGGAGAAUUUGGCAUUGGGAGGAAUGAACAUUGCUAGGCUCAAUAUGUGCCAUAACACCAGAGAGUGGCGCCAUGAAGUGAUUAGGAACAUCAAGAGGUUGAAUGAGGAAAAGGGGUUCUGUGUUUCGAUCAUGAUUGACACAGAAGGCUUUCAGAUUCAUGUAGUUGACCAUGGAUCUCCUUCAUCUGUUAAAGCAGAGGAAGAUUCACUCUGGCUAUUUACUGCUGAAAAGUUCAAUGGGUCUCGUCCAUUUACAGUUCAAACAAACUAUGAAGGUUUUUCUGAAGGUAUCAAUGUGGGUGAUGACCUUGUAAUUGAUGGUGGAAUGGCAUGCUUUGAAGUCAUUGAAAAGAUUGGAAAUGACCUUAGGUGCAGGUGCUCAGAACCUGGCUUAUUUCUUCCAAGAGCCAGAAUUAGCUUUUGGAGAAAUGGAAAGUUUGUGGAGAAGAAUCAUGAGCACCCAACUCUAUCAGAAAAGGAUUGGACAAACAUAGAGUUUGGCAUUUCUGAAGGGAUUGAUUUUGUUGCCAUGUCUUUUGUGAAUGAUGCUGACUCUAUUAGGCAUCUAAAGCAGUACCUCUCAGCCAAAUCAUCCAGAUCCAUAAGAGUUUUGGCAAAAAUUGAGAGAUGGGAAUGUCUUCAGAAACUUGAAGAGAUUGUAGAGAGUUCUGAUGGUGUCAUAAUAGGCCGGGGUGAUCUUGGAGUUGAAAUACCACUCGAAAAGAUUCCAACAGUUCAAGAGCAGAUUGUGUAUGUUUGCAGGCAACUAAAUAAGCCAGUAAUUAUAGCAGCUCAACUUCUUGAAUCCAUGGUCGAAUACCCUACUCCAACUCGUGCUGAGGUUGCAGAUGUUUCUGAAGCUGUGAGACAGUAUGUUGAUGCGCUAAUGUUGUCUAGCGAAUCAGCUAUUGGAAUGUAUGGUAACAAGGCUCUUUCUGUCCUUAAGAUGGUCUGCAAUCGAAUGGAGCUAUGGAGUCGCACUGAAAACCAGCAACCUUUCAUCAAGCUGCGCCAACUCGGUGUCUCGUCGCCUGAUCGCAUUGCUGAGCAGAUUUGCAAUUCUGCUGCUGAAAUUGCCAACAACCUUGCUGUGGAUGCCAUCUUUGUCUACACAAACCAUGGACAUAUGGCAUCUUUGCUGUCAAGAAAUCGCCCGAACCCUCCCAUAUUCGCGUUCACGAAUGAUGAAAGCACUCGUAAGGCUUUGAAUUUGCAAUGGGGAGUGACUUCUCUACUUGUUGAUUUGUCAGAUGACAUGGAAGCUAACAUCUCAUCUACUAUAAGGCUUAUAAAAUCACAAGGAUUAUUGAAAGAAAAAGAUACUGUUUUGGUGGUCUCAGAUGUCAAUCCUACACUCACUACUCCAGUCACAAUAUUCCAAUCAAUUCAGGUAAAGACCAUUGGUGACACUUGACUCAAACCAUACCCAACAAAAUGGUUAAGUUAAAAGAGUGGAAUAGCAGAAAGAUCAGAAAAAGUGUGUGUGAGAUUUUGUAAUCAUUUGAAUGUCUUAUUAGGUGUAUGUAUGGAGUCACGUGUCUUGCACGUGCUUAUUUUUGUGAGAAUAAUUUGGCUGUAUCUGUAUAUAUUGAGAGCAAACCUGUAGCUAGCAUCAUCAAUAAACAAGUUGUUCUCUUUCUAAUCACAAAUGUUAGACCAUGGUUUA
This is a messenger RNA of Humulus lupulus (European hop), 2188 nucleotides long. RefSeq names its product pyruvate kinase isozyme A, chloroplastic-like. NCBI's taxonomy places the organism in Eukaryota, Viridiplantae, Streptophyta, Magnoliopsida, Rosales, Cannabaceae. The record is from RefSeq and is a predicted model, not a curated record. Gene Ontology annotation, cellular component: cytoplasm. Gene Ontology annotation, molecular function: pyruvate kinase activity; potassium ion binding; magnesium ion binding. Gene Ontology annotation, biological process: glycolytic process. Bases 179 to 1936 code for a protein of 585 amino acids. The transcript has 7 exons.